UCCAAGUAAAUUGUUGCAAAAUGAAAUUCACUGUAUUUGCCAUCGUUGCCUGUUUAUGCCUUGCGGCUGUAACUGCCAAAUCCACUGGCAAUUUUAUGAGCGAUGAUGCUUUAAUUCAAGAAUAUGAAUUAAUGGCCCAGGAUUUAGCUGAGGAAAUCAUGGAUAUUGAAGCCCAGACUAUCUUUUCGGGCAUGUACUGGGUUUUGAAAAAAACCUUAACAACCCUGAAAGGCAUUAGUUGUACCAUUGAUGAAGUUUUAAAAAUUCAAGUUGCUGCCCAUAAAUUUCUUACCGAUAUUGCUGCUUGCGGUGGUGAGGUUUCCCAAAAAGUCCAAACUCUAAUUGAUGCCGUUAAUGAUAUUAUUGAAACCUGCAAAGCUAUUGUGGGCAUAAAUGAAAGCGUUUGCGCUAAUGGUGGUAAAUCGUCGAGAGGCGUUGUUUCGGGUGUUAAGGUUAGCCAUAAAUGUGCUGCCAAUAUGCUGAGUAAACUUUUAAGAUUGAACAAGCAAAUACAACGUGCUUUGAAAUUGAUUAUACAAAUUAAGAAUGUUCCCGGUGAUAGCAGCAAGUGUGUCCUUAAGGCUGUUGACACUUUGGAAAAGUAUUUCACUGAAUUUCCAGCCAAUAUUAAGAUUUGCUCUAAGUUGACUAAUUAAAUUAGUGCAUAGAAUUAAUAUUUUAUUAUUGUCUAAUAAAUGUAUUAAUUUUAAUCGAUGAAAUAAAUAUACGAGUAUAAACUUAUAAUGCAAAAAAUAAA
This is a messenger RNA of Calliphora vicina (urban bluebottle blowfly), 757 nucleotides long. RefSeq lists its product as uncharacterized. The transcript has 2 exons. Lineage: Eukaryota; Metazoa; Arthropoda; Insecta; Diptera; Calliphoridae. The record is from RefSeq and is a predicted model, not a curated record. Bases 21 to 656 code for a protein of 211 amino acids.